AUGAUCACAGAAGCCCAAAAGGCUGUCACUUUGGUAAGCAAAAAUCAUGCUGACAGUACUAUAUCGCAAAGCUUGAAUGGCAUAAAAAAUGAAGGAGGAAUAAUGCUCAAAGAGACUGAAGAGGCAACUUCCGUUCAAACCCAACUAAUUUCACCCGAGCCCAAGAAGAUACAAUCUAAUGAACUCACGGAGAAUAAGGACUUUAUCAGUUUUGAUUUUUCCUCAGACGAAGAAUCAGAUCAUCAUACAGAGCAAGUUUUAGAACAAGAUGGAAGAAUCGCAGACUACGAUGCUUAUCAGAGUGCUGAUGAAGAAGGUGUACCACUAGAUGAUAAGCCCAUACAACAAUACCCAUGGAUAAAAAACCGGGAUCAUUCCAAACAACUAGAGCUGAGUGACUGGUUAACUUUGGAGAUAAAAGACUUUAUCAAUUACAUUUCUCCCUCGAUAGCAGAGAUUGAAGCUAGAAAUAAUGCAGUCAAGAGAUUAAGGAAAGAAAUCACGACAAAUCUGUGGCCUGACUGCUAUGUCAACGUGUUUGGAUCCUUUGCCACUGACUUGUACUUACCAGGAUCGGAUAUUGAUAUGGUCAUAACGUCUGAUUCUGGAAAGUAUUGUGCGAAAUCAUAUUUGUACCAAUUGUCAUCAUUCCUCAGAAGCAAGAACCUAGGGGUAAACAUAGAAACGAUAGCAAGGGCUAAAGUCCCUAUCAUCAAAUUCAUCGAACCAAGGUCGAAAAUUCAUAUAGAUGUUUCUUUUGAAAAGACGAACGGCUUAAGAGCUGCAGAGAGAAUACAAGGCUGGUUAAGAGAAACCCCAGGAUUAAGAGAACUGGUUUUAAUUGUGAAACAAUUUCUAGCUGUAAGAAGAAUGAACAAUGUUCAUCAUGGAGGAUUAGGAGGAUUUUCUAUCAUAUGUUUAGUCCAUAGCUUCCUCUCCCUGCAUCCGAGGUUAAUUACGAAUUCCAUUGACCCUUUGGACAAUUUAGGAGUUCUCCUCAUUGAAUUUUUUGAACUGUAUGGAUACAAUUUUGGAUAUGACAAUGUCAUCUUAUCAUACAAUCCAACUGUAUGCUAUUUGAAAAAGGAAGAGCAUUCAUACUUGGGCGCAAGUAAUACCUUUGCAUUGGCUAUUCAAGACCCUGAUGACCCCUCAAAUAACAUAAGUCGAAGCUCUUACGAUAUUCGAAAUAUCAAACGAUCGUUUAUUGGUGCUUUUGAACUAUUAACCAACAAAUGUUACGAAUUACAAGCUGCCAGUUACAAGGAAAGAUUAGGCCAGAGUAUUCUUGGUGGAAUUAUACGAUACACAGGAAAAGAAAGAGAUUUUGAAGAUGCACGAGAUAAGAUCAUCAACGAGGCUUAUGUUUCAGUUUCUCGUUCUGAGACUCCACAAGAUAUUUACACAACUGGAGGCUUACCCCCAUUACCGUCAGAACUCAAUAAAGGCAAAGGAAAGAAGAGAAAACGGGACCGACCUACUUUAGAAGAGGAGUAUGCUGACAUUACCGUAGAAUCAUCAGAUUCCGACAUUACUAACGUUGUCAUGCCUCCAGUUCGUAAAAGACGAAAGAGUGGCAAGAAAAAUAAAAUACCCAAGGCUCAAAGUACCGGAGUGAGAGCUGAUAUUUUUAUGAGUCUAGAUGACCAUGAGGAUGAUGAUUACAAGGAGACAGUUGAGAAGGAUAACAAUAGCAAAGCUAUGGACGACGAAGCUGAUGUCAAAGCAAAGCUUGACAGUAGGAGUAAAUCGAAGGUCAGUCGUGACUCGAAAAACAGAUAUUGGCUUGAUAAAGCCGGCUUUUAG
Messenger RNA from Komagataella phaffii GS115, 1806 nucleotides. Its product is annotated as Catalytic subunit of TRAMP (Trf4/Pap2p-Mtr4p-Air1p/2p). The record is from RefSeq and is a predicted model, not a curated record. Gene Ontology annotation, molecular function: poly(A) RNA polymerase activity; mRNA binding. Bases 1 to 1806 code for a protein of 601 amino acids. NCBI's taxonomy places the organism in Eukaryota, Fungi, Ascomycota, Pichiomycetes, Pichiales, Pichiaceae. The transcript has a single exon. Gene Ontology annotation, cellular component: nucleolus; TRAMP complex. Gene Ontology annotation, biological process: RNA 3'-end processing.